GCGCUCCCCCGCCGCCGGUUUACCGUGGCACCGCCACCGCCGCGCCGGCCCUCGCGUCACCGCCGCGGCUGUACAGGCCCUCGGACGCGGCGCAGCCCAGGGCAGGGGGGCCGGGCUGGCUGUACUUUCUCCGUUACAGCUGCGCCGCCCGAGGAGCGCUCCUGGAGGGGCAGGGGAGUCAGCGCAGCGCCCCCGGGAGCGAGCUGAUAUCUAGCCAUGGCCCAGGAUUUGAGGAGUCUGGUGGGCUCGGGGAGCGCCCGGGAGCUGCAGGAGAAACUGGAGAACUGGCAACGGGACUACGAGAUGAAUUCCUUUGGUGAAAAUCUGAACCGAUGCUGUGAAAUACUAGAAUUGAACACUGCAAUUCAAAAGCGGCUCUUCUCAAUUCUCAAUGAAACAUCUCGAGAAGAUACUCUUAAUGAAGGUGCAGACACAAUAAAAAACCGUCUCCUGCCAAGCCUAGCUUCAGGAGGUGAAAAGAGCCUCUCUAUCACUGAGGGUUCACUUGGGGGAGAGCUACAGCUGAGAGAUUCCGCCAGCAAUCAGAGUUGUCAACUGCAAGAGCUGGAGGACAAACUGUAUGCAACUCGUGUGCAGAUCAAGCAGAUGGAACAAGAUCUGAGGGCUUCCCGUGCUGAAGAGUGCAAAGCCUUGAGGCAGUUACAGCAACUGAAUGACUAUGAACAGGAGAUUCAAACACUACGGGAUGAGAUUUCUCUCCUGGAUGCCCAAAAGUCUCUUCUCCAGAGCAGGCUUGUGCGGAGCCGCUCUCCUUUCAGGUGCAGUGUGAGCAAGUCACGCAGCGCCGUUUCCGUGAGGACCUGGUCACCUGCUCGGGCCGGGCGGGUCAAUGCUUCGCAUCGCGCCUGCAUCAUAGCCCGCUUUGGCUUCAUUUAUGCUCAAGAACGCUUGGAUGCAGAGACUCUUUUAAGGGCAUUCAUCUGUGACAUGGAGACGGUGCAGAGGAUAAUAUACAUUGCAGCUGUGGAAUCUUUUCGUGCAGCAAAGAUGGCCUUCUGGAAGCUCAAAAUAAGUGUAAAAGAGACUUUGGCUCUAGAUCACGUGGGACCUGAGUCACUUGAAGUUGCUGCCCUGGAUUAUAUAGCUCGCCACAAGGAUCUCUAUGACGUUUGUCAGAGUGUCCAGGAAGUGGUUUGCUCCAUGAACGUGAACCCAAAGAUUCCAUAUCCACCAGAAGUUGAUUUCUUUGUGAUCCGCACUUUGAUUCGAGAGUUGUGCUGUUUGGCUUUUUCAAUGCAGACGCUCAUUCCUCCUCUUGAUAUUGCCCUUGGUGUUGAUGGAGAACUUUUCAAUAGGACCAUGUACUAUCGUAGUUGUGACUCAGAUUUCACAGCUCCCUUUGUGGCCUAUCACGUCUGGCCUGCUCUGAUGGAAAAUGGUGCUGUAAUUGUGAAGGGAGAGGUAGUCACUAAAAAAAUCGUUCUGUGUUCUCGCAGAAGAAGAAUUAGAAGCAGAAGCUGCAGCUGUGGCCGUCGUCUCCGGUCUGGUCAAGUGACUCGAAGCCGCAGUCUUUCAACAGUGAGGGUCAAAACGUCAAGGUACUAACUGAACAUGUUCCUGUGGUGCAAUGCAUCUGGAUUCAACAACUUUGCUGGUGCCUCUUCUCUUCAGAAAUACCUCAAAUCUCUCAAUAAUGUGAAUGGCAAUUGUGGCAUUCACUCAAAUGGAGUUUGUGUGCAGUGUGUUUUUUAGAAUUAUAGAAGGCUUAUUUAUAAUUUUAGAAACUAAACUCUUUUGAUUUAAAAAAAAAAGUGCACGCAGUACAGGAUCAUUUGGCAAAAUCUGCAAAGCUCUCACGAACCUAUGAUGUAAUCUUGCAGAUGGAGAUAGAAUUAUUGCAUCUAGAAUGUUUGCUUUCCACAGAUUCCAAAUGAUGCAGUUUAUCUUGAUAGGAUCUUUAAUAUAACGUAAAUGGUGAAUGUUGCAAAAUGUUGAGGUUAGCUGUUACUUGAAAACAAUGUAAUUAAUUCGUGCUUAUUUACAGUUUUAGAAAAUAGUGAUAAUCUCAGGAUGUGCCAGUCUCACACAGCAACCUUUUAAAUAUAUCCUCGUGAUAAACUGAAUUUUCUAACUACAAUGCAGAAGUUGCACAGAACAGUCAUAAACUGCCAAUACUCCAGCAAUCCCCAGGCCUUUAUUGACAUUUUUGUAUGAAUGCACUCGUGUGCUUUAGCAAGGCAGUAGUAGUCCUUGUUUAAAUACAUUGUUACUUAGAAAUUAUUAUAAUAAAAAUGUGUAGUUUGACACUAAAAGUA
This is a messenger RNA of Corvus hawaiiensis (hawaiian crow), 2276 nucleotides long. It is a transcript of the gene SPATA18, whose product is annotated as spermatogenesis associated 18. NCBI's taxonomy places the organism in Eukaryota, Metazoa, Chordata, Aves, Passeriformes, Corvidae. The record is from RefSeq and is a predicted model, not a curated record. Gene Ontology annotation, biological process: mitophagy by internal vacuole formation; mitochondrial protein catabolic process. Gene Ontology annotation, cellular component: mitochondrial outer membrane. The transcript is spliced from 12 exons. Bases 217 to 1566 code for a protein of 449 amino acids.